Messenger RNA from Propithecus coquereli (Coquerel's sifaka), 2349 nucleotides. It is a transcript of the gene ARHGEF38, whose product is annotated as Rho guanine nucleotide exchange factor (GEF) 38. NCBI's taxonomy places the organism in Eukaryota, Metazoa, Chordata, Mammalia, Primates, Indriidae. Gene Ontology annotation, molecular function: protein binding; guanyl-nucleotide exchange factor activity. Gene Ontology annotation, cellular component: cytoplasm. The transcript is spliced from 13 exons. The record is from RefSeq and is a predicted model, not a curated record.
AUGGAGCCCAAGGACACCGCUGGGAAAGAAAACAUGGGCACCAAGAGAAAAAACCUGACCUUCCUGAGGCCCAGGCUCUAUAUGCUGGAGAGGAGGAAGACGGACACCCUGGUGGAGAGCGGUGCUUCUGGGGACCACUCCGGCACCUUGCGGAGGAGCCAGUCUGACAGGACCGAGUACAACCAGAAGUUACAAGAAAAGAUGACUCCACAAGCCGAGAGCGCUGCCGCGGAGGCCCCAGGCUCGGAGGAAGAGCACCAGAUGAGGAGGAUGAUGGCCAAACGGGCAAAGAUUAUCAGGGAGCUGAUCCAGACGGAAAAGGAUUAUCUCAGUGAUCUAGAGCUGUGCAUUCGGGAAGUGGUUCAGCCCCUGAGAAACAGACAGAUUGACAGGCUGGACGUGGACAGCUUGUUCAGCAACAUCGAAUCCGUGCAUCAGAUAUCAGCCAAGCUGCUGUCGCUGCUGGAAGAGGCCACAGCAGACGUGGAACCGGCCAUGCAAGUAAUCGGAGAAGCAUUCUUGCAGAUCAAAGGGCCCCUGGAAGACAUCUAUAAGAUCUACUGCUACCACCACGACGAGGCGCACAGUGUACUGGAGUCCUACGAAAAGGAGGAGGAGCUGAAGCAACAUUUGAGCCACUGUCUCCAGUCCUUAAAGUAAGGCCUUUCCGUCUACUCUCAGUUAGGCAAACCAAACUUACUGGACAUGGGCUCUUUGAUGAUCAAGCCCAUCCAGCGUGUGAUGAAAUACCCCUUACUGCUGUGUGAACUUCGGAAUUCCACCCCUGCCUCUCACCCCGAUUACAGAGCACUGGAGGACGCCUUGGCUGCUGUGAAGGGCAUUAACGUGAACAUCAACGAGCUUAAAAGAAGGAAAGAUCUAGUUCUAAAAUACAAGAAGAAUGAUGAGGACGAAUCCCUUAAAGACAAACUGUCUAAACUAAACAUUCAUUCAAUUAGCAAGAAAUCAAAAAGAGUGACAAACCAUCUAAAGAUUCUGACCAGAGGAGAAUCGCAGGUGAAAGACAAUACCUUUAACAGAGAAGAAAAGCUGUUUAGAUCUUUAGAAAAGACUGUGAGGCAUUGUGUGAAGAACAUUUCACUGUGUCUUCAGCACAUACAGGCUGCCAUGCCCUUGGCCCUGCAGAGCGCCAUGGACCUCCGGGAGAUUUCACGCAGGCAAGACGAGGAGGACAGGGGCUAUGCAGAGACCCUGAGUCGUGCCUCAGAUCCCUGUCCUGACUCUGCAGCUCACUUGCAGAGGCUCGUCCUCACCCCCCUGUCAGCCCUGCUGUCUUUAUUCCCGGGGCCUCACAAGCUCAUCCAGAAACGCUACGACAAACUGCUGGACUACAACGGCUACCUGCAGCGGGCAGCAGGAGAUGAGUCGGACCUGGCCAGAAAGGAGUACGAGGCCCUCAAUGCCCAGCUCGUGGAAGAGCUCCAGGUGUUCAACCAGGCUGCCCGGAGGGUCCUGUUGAACUGUCUGUGCAGCUUCAUCGCCCUCCUGAGGGACCUCAUGCUCCUGGCUCAGCGGGCUUAUUCCACAGUGGUGCCGGCUCCAUUGCUGGUCUCGGGCAUUUCUGAGAUUCAGAACCGACUGCUGGAAGAGGUUCAAAGUCUGACUUUUGUAAAAGACAACAGUACCACCUUUAUCGAGAGGAAGCUCAGCUUUGAAAAGAAGAAGCCUGUGCAGAGUCUGCCAGAAACGCCACGUCAAAAUGACGCUCACCGCUCCAAACUUCUAUCCACGUACAACGCAGAGGAACUUUACCAAGCCAAGCGCAAGUGCAAUGCGACUCAGGAACUGGACAUCAACCUUCUGGAAGGAGAGCUGGUGGCUGUGGUGGAACAGAAAGACCCACGGGGGAGUACAGGCAGGUGGCUCGUUGACACAGGAACUAUAAAAGGAUAUGUGUAUUCCUCCUUCCUAAAACCCUACAAUCCAGCAAAAACGCAGAAAGUGGAUGCAGAGAACAGGCUCUGCGAUGAUGAUUUUGACAACAUCAGCCUCUUCGUGUCUUCGCGGCCGGCCGGGGACAGUGUCACGGGCACCCCAGAAAGCAGCAGCAUAAGCGAUAGCGGCUCAUCUCUUAGUGGCCCAUGUGGAAAGUUUGAAACGAAUGGCACCGACGCUGACGGUUUUCAAGAAGUAGAUGAACAGAUUUUCUAUGCAGUUCACGCUUUUCAAGCACGGAGUGACCAUGAACUCAGCCUUCAAGAGUACCAGAGAGUCCAUAUACUUAGGUUUUGUGACUUAAGCGGCAAUAAAGAAUGGUGGUUAGCUGAAGCUCAAGGGCAGAAAGGAUACGUGCCAGCUAACUACCUUGGGAAGAUGACUUAUGCUUAA